Mugil cephalus (flathead mullet) is the source of this 3637-nucleotide messenger RNA. It is a transcript of the gene pnkd, whose product is annotated as PNKD metallo-beta-lactamase domain containing. Gene Ontology annotation, molecular function: hydroxyacylglutathione hydrolase activity. NCBI's taxonomy places the organism in Eukaryota, Metazoa, Chordata, Actinopteri, Mugiliformes, Mugilidae. The record is from RefSeq and is a predicted model, not a curated record. The coding region runs from base 25 to 1092 and encodes 355 amino acids. The transcript has 9 exons. Gene Ontology annotation, cellular component: mitochondrion.
GUCAUUACGUUCCGUUCAGAGGCUAUGGCGCUUCCUGACUGGAUAGUAACGCUGGUGGUAGCUGCAUCUUUCUUCUGUUUCCUAUGUUUGUGUGUCCGCUACAGGCGUUUUUGGAGAAAAUUGUUGAGCAAGAUAAUGGCCCGCACGGAGAAGCCGCUGUUUCGAAUCGCGUACACACUCUACACGAGGACCAGACUCGGCUACAUGUACUACAAGAGACAAAUGAGGAAAGCACGAGAAAACUAUCCCGCUGGACACUCUACGUCCUGUCCAGUAGAGUUCAAUGGCAUUAAAAUAAUUCCUAUCUCGGUGCUGUCAGACAACUACAGCUACCUUGUCAUUGACACAGCCUCCAGCGUCGCAGUUGUUGUGGACCCCGCAGACCCUCAGUCGGUUCAGACAGUCCUUGAGGAAGAGGGUGUGAUGUUGGAGGCAAUAUUUUGUACGCACAAGCACUGGGACCACAGUGGGGGAAACAAAGGGCUGAAAAGGCUUCACAGCUCGUGCCGCGUAUAUGGAAGUGCAGCUGAUAACAUUCCUGGCCUCACACACCCUCUCUCACACAAAGACUCUGUAACAGUUGGACGAAUGCACUUUAAGGCCUUCUUUACUCCCGGACACACAGUGGGCCAUAUGAUCUACCUCCUCGAUGGCCAAGCUGUUGGCGCCCCCUCCAGCCUCUUCUCUGGUGACCUGGUGUUCCUGUCGGGAUGUGGGAGGAUGUUUGAAGGCACUGCCACAACAAUGCUCUCAUCUCUGGACACGGUUGUCUCCCUAAGCGAUGACACUCUUCUGUGGCCUGGUCAUGAGUAUGCAGAGGACAACCUACUGUUUGCUGCUGAGGUUGAGCCACGCAACACUGCCAGGGAAAAUAAAUAUCAGUGGGUGCUGCAGCAGCGAGGCCAGAAGCUGUGCACGAGCCCCUCCACCAUCGGAGAAGAGAAGCAGUACAAUCCUUUCCUGCGCAGCCACUCCGCUGACCUCCACCUGGCUCUGGGGGUCCAGCAGUUCCAGGAUGAAGACUGGACCCAGUUCAGGGCGCGGGUGCUGGAGGAGCUGCGAAAACGCAAAGAUCUCUACAACAGGAGAUAGUAUGACCGAGAAGAACCGAGGACGAGCGAACCUGCACACCUAGACACUGGUACGAAACCAGCGACCUUCAGUUGGAAAGUAGGAAAGUAAGCUGAUCUCCGAGGCUACUGUAUAAAAAAGUUCUCUCUUUUUCUUUUUUUUACAUGUAAUUUAGUAGUUUCUGACAUUUAUAUCAGCCUGGAUCAGCGACCAGUAGGAAGAGAGUCUUCAUUACAUGUUGCUCUCAGUAGUCCUCUUACCUCUCCACAUGCUGUGAAUUAUAGUCAUUUUGUGUUCAUGGUCAGAGUAGUGCUCACUUACUGCAUUUUUUACGUUGCUUUUUAAAUAAUAAUGUAGAUUUGCAUGAGUAGUUUUGUUGACUUUUACAAGUAGGUACAACUUGAUUUCUGAUUCUGUUUGCAAAACACACGUCAAUACACUACAAUUAAUAACGAAGCCCGUUAGGUACUGAACAGUCAAAGUAAAUUAUUAGGACUAGUGCUAAAAUGCCUCCCAUGACAAUCUAUGGUACUCAGCCUGUAAUUGUUACCCAUGUUUACAGUGCUGCUGAAGAGUAACGAACCUCGAGAUCUGAGUGUUUCAUUGUGAGCAUUUGAUAUUGUCGUGUUAUUUUCAACAGUAAUGGUACCAUUAACUUAAAUAUGCCGUCUGUUCUUUGUGUUAAAGUGAGUCCAACGCCUAACAAAAGUCAAUCUGUACAUUAAGUUUUCAUGUGGAUGCUUUAAAAUACUGAAUCAGUGCAGGUUGUUAUGUUGACCUACAACCAGUGUUGCUAACAUUACGUGCUGGUAUUGAGUGUUGUUUGUUUUUCUCCACAUGGUUUUUGUUUUAUAAUUUAUGUCAAGAAAAGUUGGCCAAAGGUAAAACACAUGCUUUCUCGUAAGUAUAUCAUUUGUGCCUCUCAGCACAUUUUUGCUGCACUAAUUGUUCCACAUUCAAAUCUGUGUUUUCCAAGUGUUUUUUCACUACAUGAAUGUGAGCAGCAAACUAAGUGAAGGUUUCGACUGCAUUGUAAUGUAUGAAACGUAACUGAAUUGCUGUUGAAGGGAAGAAUCCGCACGUUAGCCUCUUGAACUGCAUUUACAAUGAAGAUAAUAGCGCUUAUAGGAUGUACACAUUCGCAGUGUAGGGAAUCCGUUUUGACUGAUGUUUAAGAGUGGUGAGAUUGAACUGAUAGACUGAUUGAAUUGAUAUUAUUUUUAAUAUGAGUAUAGUAUGCCAGUGACCUUUUUAUGACCCAUAUAAAAAUUUGAAAUUCAAACUUGUUCAUAUUUUUUUUAUAUAUAUUACUGGAGUUAUAAUGCUGUGAAUAUGGUUGGCUAUUAAGAUGCUGGUCAGCAUAAGCUUUUUUUUAGACUGCUAAAAACACGAUGUUACUGUUAGCGUUGCUAGCUUGCUAAUUCCAUAACAGCUGAACUGAAGCUUAGGCUGUUAAUGCGCUCUUUCGUAGGCACUGACUACUCUGCCUAAAAUUGUUUGUGUUUUUUAAAAAAAAACAAAUCAUACUUGGACCACAAGUUAUCUGUUUUUGUCAUUCUGUCAUGCUAUCUUUCUUUUGUAGAGUCAACAUUUUGUGGUUAUUAAUGUUGUGGUUCUGUAUCAGGGUCUUCAUUACCUUCCAGACGUUAUCUAAAUGUGUAAGUAAUACAUAAGACAUAUUGUACAUUUUGCAGCUCAUUUCCUUUUAAAGCUUGAUGAACAUGAUUUGGAUGAAUUACUUUAUUAAAGGACCAGUGGGUAGGAUUUAGUGUCCUCUACUGGUAAGGUUGCAGAUUACAUCAAAUUGACUAUUUCUUCCUUUCUAAGCUUAAAAUUGCAAAUACAAACAUGAAAGAGCCCAUUUAGAGCCAGUGUUGGGUUGUAGAAUUGUACAGUGGGGAACAUUGCAGACUCUGCUGCAGAGGAUGAUACUCACUGUCAAGACAGCAAGAGCUAAUUUUAAGCUAAUGAAAAAAAAACAAAAAAACAUUAUGUUUCCUCUGAUUAUACACUAAUAACAUGAAAAUGAAUUAAAUUCAUCAUGGAUAUCGCGUUCUGCAUCUGCCAAUACAGCACGGCAAAGCCGUUUCUGAAUGACUACUGCACUAAUAGUUGAAAAGAUUUGGAUUUCAUAAGUAGAUUGGGUCCUGGAUUUAGAAAAAGCUGUUGCACCCUAUCUCUAACUAUGAAGAAAAAUAUGAUCCUCUUCUCAUGCACAUUUCUUUAUUUUGUAUGCCUUGCUUUUUUGUUCUUUCUUUUACAUAGACAAAUCUAUAAAGGAAUGGGAAAUAACCUCUGUUUAGACUUGGAGCAGCCAGAAUGCAUAAAAGUCUCUUUAGAAACUUUGAGAGGAGGUUUGAAAGCACUUCAGAUUCCUCAACCUAAAAAAAAAAAAGCACCUUCUCCCCUGGUGAUUGUUGACUAAAAUGUUAUUCUGUUUGUUUGUUUGAUGCUGAUUCACACCUUAUUUGCAUAUGUUUGAGUUAUGAAUACCACUGCAUGGGAGACUGUUUCACUUCAGGUUAUGUUUUAAUGAGGAAAUAUGAAAGUAAACUCUUCCAUUAGA